ACACAGUUACACUGCCAUGCUGGGUCAUAGUUCAGGAUUUCAUCUUAGUACCUGGGUUGGCAGAAGCUGGGAAUGCAGCAAACACAACAAGCUCCUCCCUUGGAAGGAAGCAUUUCAUGUUGCUUCCUCCUAAUGGUAGCUAAAGCCAUCUUCAAAGGUGGAGCUCAUUGCCUUUGAAGAGAGCUGCAUAUUGCCUUUCUCAGAAGGACUGUAACUGCAGAAUAGGGUCUUGGAGUGUGGGGAAAAGCAGGGGAUCCUGGAAACUCAUAAGGACCCACCCUAAGGGGAAGAGAGAGUUCCGGGAUUCACAGGCGUGGCUCUGUAUUUUCUUUGCAUCUCUUGCUCUGCAAAUGUGUUGAACUCGACCUUUGAGAAGUUACUGAUAAGCUGUUAUCAGCCAGGAGUUAAAAUAACAAACCCUCCCACCUUGCUCAGUUAGAUAGAAACUCCCCAGGCCAAAUUAAUGUGUACAAAUGUUAUACCAAUCCAGGCACGACAGCCUGGCCGAGGACAAAGUUUACUCUGUGAAGAAAUCAACCGCAACUGGUAGUUUCACACUGUUUAUGCAGCCUGUCCCUGUAUUAGAGAAGAAUCCAAUGUUGGACUGUCUUUGACCUUACGCUCAGUGCAGCUUCAGAGAGCAGUUUGGUUUAUCUAACCUGAAGAGGAAGCAUAUGGACAACAAGCCAAGAGGACAUGGGCUUUCAGUGCACUUGGAAAAAUGAUCAGGCAUCAGAACUGGUCCUGGGGCCAUUUGUUGCAUCUGAAUUGUGUAUCGUUAGUUCUCUAAGCACCGUAUCGUACUACCUGUUUCAUGCACAUGCACGGCACCAUGGCCAGUCCUCAGGAGCACCUGAGCUGGCCUUCCUCUACAAACUUGAUCAACAAAACUUUCAGUGAAGACAAAGACUUCAGUGGGAUACAUGGUGAUCAUGCACCCACCGGAAACCAUCCUUCACCUGAGAUCAUAGAGGAUGUGCGAGAGAAGGGCUUACUUCAGGCAGAUCUAAUAGAAAGUGUGGGCAGUCCAGUCACCACAGCGGUGUUGACCAGCGUCAGUGAGGACUCUAGGGACCAAUUUGAGAACAGUGUGCUGCAGUUGAGAGAACAGGAUGAAGUUGAAACAGCUGUGCCUCAGGGCAACAGUAACACGAUGGAUGUAGAGAAUAACAGUGGGACAGAUGACAUUAAAAUCCAGUUCAGCAGAUCCGGGAGUGGGAGCAGUGGGUUUCUUGAGGGACUUUUUGGCUGUUUGAGGCCAGUAUGGAACAUCAUAGGGAAAGCAUACUCCACAGACUACAAACUGCAGCAACAAGAUACAUGGGAAGUUCCAUUUGAGGAGAUCUCAGAGCUGCAGUGGUUGGGCAGUGGAGCACAAGGAGCUGUCUUCUUAGGCAAAUUCCGAGCGGAGGAGGUGGCAAUCAAGAAAGUGAGAGAACAGAAUGAAACAGACAUCAAGCACUUGCGGAAGCUGAAGCAUCCUAACAUCAUAGCCUUCAAGGGAGUUUGCACUCAAGCCCCAUGUUACUGUAUUAUCAUGGAGUACUGUGCACAUGGACAGCUCUAUGAAGUGCUACGAGCAGGUCGGAAAGUCACGCCUCGGCUGCUUGUGGACUGGUCCACAGGGAUCGCAAGUGGAAUGAAUUAUUUACACCUUCAUAAAAUCAUCCACCGAGACCUCAAGUCACCAAAUGUAUUAGUUACUCAUACAGAUGCAGUAAAAAUUUCAGAUUUUGGUACAUCUAAAGAACUCAGUGAUAAAAGUACAAAAAUGUCCUUCGCGGGCACCGUGGCUUGGAUGGCCCCAGAGGUGAUACGGAAUGAGCCCGUCUCUGAAAAAGUGGAUAUAUGGUCAUUUGGGGUAGUUUUGUGGGAGCUGCUUACAGGAGAGAUUCCAUACAAGGAUGUAGACUCCUCAGCUAUCAUCUGGGGAGUGGGCAGUAACAGCCUGCACCUUCCUGUCCCUUCCACCUGUCCAGAUGGGUUCAAAAUCCUCAUGAAGCAAACAUGGCAGAGCAAGCCCCGGAACCGUCCCUCUUUCCGACAGACACUGAUGCACCUAGACAUCGCAUCUGCUGACGUUCUUGGCACCCCUCAGGAGACUUAUUUCAAAUCCCAGGCUGAAUGGAGAGAAGAAGUAAAGAAGCACUUUGAGAAAAUUAAGAGUGAAGGAACUUGCAUACACCGGCUAGAUGAAGAGCUAAUUCGUCGCCGAAGAGAAGAGCUCAGGCACGCGUUAGAUAUCCGUGAACAUUAUGAGAGGAAGCUAGAGCGAGCCAAUAACUUGUACAUGGAGCUCAGCGCCAUCAUGCUGCAGCUGGAGGUCCGCGAGAAGGAGCUUAUUAAACGGGAACAAGCUGUGGAAAAGAAAUAUCCUGGGACUUACAAACGUCAUCCAGUCAGACCAAUAAUCCACCCCAUUGCGGUAGAGAAGCUGAUGAAGAGGAAAGGGGUCUCUCAUAAGCCAGGGAGCCAGACGAAACGGCCAGACCUGCUGAAAUCAGAGGGCAUAUCCAGUGCGGAGGUGGCACCCAAUGGCUCACCAGUCUCAGGAAGUCCCAAAAUGUCAACACUCAGUAACAAAGGCCGAUACCGCUGCAAACCACGUCACCGACGAGGGAACAGCAAAGGCAGCUAUAAUGAAUUUGCAGGGAUCUUGAAAAAUCAGCCAGCCCACGACAACUCACCACAGCCACCUCAUCAUCAUCAUCAUCCUCAUUCUCAUCUUCCCAGCCUACAGCAGCACCAGCAGCAUAGUCACCCCCAUUACCAUGGCCAUCACCCCAGGCUAAACAUCCAGGGGCAAGACAUCGCGAACUGUGCGAACAACCUGAGGUACUUUGGCCCUGCAGCAGCCCUGCGGAGCCCUCUCAGUAACCAUGCCCAAAGGCGCAUGUCCGGCUCCAGCCCUGAUCUCAUUUCUACUGCUAUGGAAGCCGAUUGUCGGAGGAAUUUGGAGAAUGAGGAACACAAGGUUGAUCACUGGCAGUGUUGUAAAGCAGACCCACACAACCCCUGUCCUCAGUGCCGGCAGGUGAACAGUGGUCAGAAACAGAUGCCGUCCAUUGAACCAGGGAUGAACCACCCUGAAUCAACAACAUGUGGUCCCUUGUAUGAAAAGGCCCAGCUUCCUGAAAAGAUGGAGGAGGAAGACCUCAACAGCUGCAAGUCAGUGUCCUUGCUAGGCACUCCUCAACACCAGGCUGCCCCAGUGCUACCUUGCAAACCGAGACCUAUUCAAAAGAGUGGUGACGACUCUUCAGAACAGGAAGAAGGAGAAGUGGACAGUGAAGUGGAGUUCCCACGGAGACAGAGGCCUCACCGCUGCAUUAGUAGCUGCCAGUCCUACUCAACCUUCAGCUCUGAGAACUUCUCUGUGUCCGAUGGAGAGGAGGGGAACACCAGCGACCACUCAAACAGCCCAGAUGAGCUGGCCAACAGGCUGGAAGACCAGCUGACUGAGAAGCUGGAUGACAUGCUGUCCCAGACUCCGGAAAUCCCCAUCGAGAUCUCCACUCAGUCUGAUGGUCUUUCGGACAAAGAGUGCGCCGUGCGCAGGGUGAAGACACAGAUGUCAUUGGGCAAGCUCUGUGCAGAUGAACACAGCUGUGAGAACCAGGCACAGUUUGGAGAAUCGGAUUGUGACUCUUCCGAGGGGGAGUGUUCUGAUGCAACCGUCAGGACCAAUAAGCCCUGCAGUUCUGCUACUUGGUAAUGACAAAUUCCCCACGAAAGUCCUCCUGAUACUGGCAUUUGGAUUCCCCAAGACUCCCUUCAUUUCCCCCACCCCCUCAUACUUUGACAGGAAGAGAAACUGAUUCUCCUUCCCAUCCCAGAAAUGAUCUGCAAUAACUUGAAUCUCUGGAAAAAUGUCCAAAUGAAAUUAAUUCUCACUGAGCAUUUCAAUCAAGAAUGGCAGGGAUGUAUUUUAUUGAAUAAUCUAGCUACUGUAACAUUGAUAUUUAUUUUUAUUUUUUUUUACAUUUUAACACUUUUUACUGUAAAGAGUGGACUAUAUAUCAAGAGAGACAAUAAUUUGUUGCAAAAAAGUUAAGAAAGGAAGCAAAUGAGAGACACAUCCUUGUGAGUCUUACAUAAAUAGCAUGAUGGACACAUCAGAAUCUACUGCUGCUCUCCCAAGGGACCAGACCUGAUGGCCCUAAAUGUUGGAGAAUAGAUAAAGAGAAACAAACCAAUCAGUUUUAUCAAAUGAAGAAGCAUAAGAGAAACCUUGCUAAAAGGUAACCUAUGAACAAAUGGCAUUCAGUACAACCAGCUGGGUCACUUUUAAUCAGAAAGUGGACAUGUUCCUGGAGAAAUUUGGUACCAAGGUGCUUACAUCCAGGGUCUUCUGAAUCAAUACAUUCCCCCAGGAAUGUGAUAAUGGGGGUUAAUUUAUGGGGUUUUGGUUUAUUUUUUAAUCAGCAUUUUGUUGUGAGAUCCUGCAGAUGUAUUCUAACCUCAUUCUCUCUCAAGACUUUGUAUAACAGCACUUUUUACCAUCACCAAUCAUCUUCACUAUGGCAGACAAAACAGUGUGAAUUUCCAGCUGAGCAGAGAAAGAUCUUUCAGCUGCAGAGUGCCAUUUUCCCACAGUUUACUUCCUCUCUUUACUUCCCAUUCGCCCAUUUGUUUCCUUCGAUUAAAAAAAAAAAAAAAUCAAAUCAGUGCUGGAAACACAAGAAACAUGGAAAGCACAUUCUGCAAAGCCUGAGAACUAGUCUGGGGAAGAAACCGGAGACACCUGUACUGAACCUUCAGCGGCAACCUCUCACCUAUCAUAACAUCACACAGCUGGCCAGCGCCAAGGGAGACAGCUGUGUAUUGGGAGCAAACCAGGGAAUACGUUGGCCUGGACAACAGUAUCAACCCUCCCUUUGUUCUAUUUAUUAAUGAUUUGGUUUUGGAAGCAUUAACAGCUGCCUGCCCUUCAUGUCAGGCUUGGUGUAAAACAGAAAGCAAAAUUUGGAUUCAGUUACCUAAGGGGUGGGUGGGAGAGGAGAGAGCACUUGAUUUUGGUUGUGGGUGUUUUAUGUGGGGGACCUCAAAGAGUGUAUCCCACUUCUGUAAAUUCCAGCCUGGAGGAGAAACUGAUGCAUUGUGGGGGUAUCUGAAAGGCAGAGGCACUGACAUUUGAGUGACCAGCCUAGCACUCCCAGGGGCCUCACUGGGCCUUCCGUUCAGAAACAAACGGCUCCUUUUAACUGACACACAGAACAAAGAUUUUAGUCCGUUUCUCAGUUAUUUUCCCUCUGGAACAAUUUCAGCUCUGCCUCAAGAGACCUGGGAAAGGCAGCUUCUCUUCCUCAUGGUCUGGCUAGCAUUGAUAGAGCAGUGUGUCCUGGGGAAAUCAGCCCUCUUAUAGAAGCCAUGCAUGAGCCUCAGAUGACCGGCAGGAAUAGACCAUAGGCAGGUUCUUCUGUUGCUUUGUUUGUUUACAUUUUGUUAAAAUGUUGAUUUGAACGUAGCCUUGAUAAUUUAUAGCCUAGUGGCAAGAAUGAAGGAAAAUGUUUUGCUUAUACAAAGAGCAGUAUUGUAUGAGUUAAAUUAUUCCAUAUUUUAAAAUUUUUGUAGCUGGACUACAUGUAGAUCUUAAGUUAUUACAUUAUUUUAUUUAUUAACUUUUCUGUAGAUCAGAAGGUUGGCUUUACUGCUAGCACAAUUGUUCUCUCUUCAUGUGAUGUUAUUUCCUUCUUGUGCAUCAUAGAAGGAUGGGAGCAGAGCUGGUUUCAGGGACUGUCAGUAUUUGCUCCCCUGCUGUGACCUCUGCUGGUGUCAUGCAGAGCACAGUCAUUCUGGAGGCUGUGUCAGUCUGGGCUGGCCUGCAAGGCGAAGGAGGAGGUACUCAGUUUCAUGGGCUUUAGAGAUCUUCCACAUGGGUGAAACUGUGCAGUUUGGGUUUGUUCCUGAUUAACGGAGGGACAGCAGGGUGUGAGUGUUGGGGGGCUAGGGGGGAGGCAGAUGGACUGAGGGGAAAGGGUUGGACAGGAGCGAGUGCUUUAUAGUGAGAAAUAAGCAAAAAGUUUUGAGCGAGCUUCUCUGGAUAAGCAUUCUGGGCUGCUAGUACAGAGCAGGGCAUCAAUUCUAGUGGUAGUGCUACAGAGGAGGUCCCAAAUGCUCGCAUAAAACAGCUAGAUAAAGGAGGAGAGAGGACCAACAGCCACCCUGUAGAAAUUGAAGGCAGGGGCCAGACUGACCACCACAAAUGCAGGGGGGACCAAAUUCAGUGUGCCAGGGAUGGGGAGGUUCACCCCAAAAUGGAAUGCUGAUGCCUGGCCCUGCAGAGAGCUUUAAGCUCCAGCAGAGGCUGUGCUGCUAAGGGUGAUCUGGACUGUGAUGUGUAGAGAGGGCACCCAUGUGCCAAGCCAGCCCUGCUCACCUGAGAUGUCAAGUGUUUUCUUAAGAGAGUGCUCAUUUCCCAAGGCAGCCGUAGAGCAUAGGCAAGAAGGGACCGUCCGACCUCAUGCUGUAGACUGCCAGAGCCCUGAGUUAGGUGUUUCAACUCCAUAUCAAUCAGACCCUGCCUGAGAAGGCAUGAAGGAUUCCCUGGUGCCCACAGGAGUUGUUUUGCCAGCACGCAGAGAUAGUGGUAGCCCCUGGUGAGUGACAUGAGGGAGUUCUCUGAAAGUUCUUAGACUUACAGUAGCACCUGCUAACAUAUACUGAGAAGCAUGUGAGUUUUGUGGCCCUACUUGCUUUCUGUACUGUACGCCUCUUUAGGCUUCUUCAUGGCCUUGCCUUCAACCACAUUGCUCAGCUCCACUGUCUGUCACAAUCACUCCUCACUCUCAUGGAGAGGCAGUACAAAAUCAUCCCCUUUGGUGUGAGCACACUCUGCCCUAGCAUUGGUCUGCUGCCCCUGUUCAUACUCGGAGGCACUUCCCCCAUUACCUGCUGGCAGGUAUCUGAAAUCCUGCCAACAGCUAGUGCCUCCCUCAGGACUCCUUCUAGUGUUUUUGCUCCUUGUACACUGGUAGCAUGCGGACAGCAGCUAUGCUGUAUGAGGUGCCGGGCUCUCCUGGGUCAUGACUGGAUCUUGGUGUGCACUGUGCAAUAGCUCAGGCAGCCCGCGUGCACCUGUGCUUGUCUCCAUCCCAGAAGGUUCAAC
Molecule: messenger RNA, 7108 nt
Organism: Trachemys scripta elegans
Lineage: Eukaryota; Metazoa; Chordata; Testudines; Emydidae
Gene: MAP3K13
Product: mitogen-activated protein kinase kinase kinase 13
Exons: 15
Coding region: 815-3715 (966 amino acids)
Biological process (GO): protein autophosphorylation; JNK cascade
Molecular function (GO): JUN kinase kinase kinase activity; ATP binding
Source: RefSeq, a predicted model, not a curated record